AUGACGCGAUUCAAGACAAGAUCUAAUGGCCUCGGUGUACAGGUUGAGGAUACUCAAAUCUGCGUGGUAAUGGUCGGUCUUCCUGCAAGAGGAAAAUCGCUCAUUGCUCAAAAAGCUCAACGUUAUCUCAAAUGGUUAUCCAUCGAUGCUCAAGUUUUUAACGUCGGUAACUAUCGUCGAAAUGCAACCCCAAAUCCGACUGCCGAUUUCUUCGAUACAACCAAUACAGAGGGCGAACGGAUGCGUAGAGCUGCCGCUGAAGCUGCCGUCAAUGAUAUGAUCGAUUGGUUCAAGAAUAAACAAGGAAUUGUUGCCAUUCUCGAUGCUACGAACAGUACAAAAGAACGCCGGAGAUGGAUCAAAGACCGUUGCGAUGCCGAAGGAAUCGAGACCCUCUUUGUCGAAUCGAAAUGCGACGAUGAAGAUUUGAUCAUGUCAAACAUUCUAGAAGUCAAGACAACAUCCCCAGACUACGCCGGCUCAGACCCGGAAAAGGCAGCUCAAGACUUUAGGAAUAGGAUCAAGAACUACGAGAAGGUUUACGAGACGAUUGACGACGAAGAGAGUGAUCUUACUUAUCUGAAGAUCAUGAAUGUUGGAAAACAAGUCAUCAUCAAUCGAAUUCAAGACUAUCUUCAGAGUCGCGUGGUUUAUUACUUGAUGAAUUUACACAUUAAGCCGAGAUCUAUUUGGCUGUCACGACAUGGAGAGUCUAUGUACAAUCUCGAAGGAAAGAUUGGUGGUGAUGCCGAGUUAUCCCCUCGUGGAGAGAUGUAUGCCAAGAAAUUGCCUUCAUUAGUACUCGAAUCAGUAGGAGACAAUCGCCCUUUAACGGUCUGGACUUCAACUCUUCGUCGCACUAUCGCCACUGCUCGUCACCUUCCCAAUGAGUAUAAUCAGCUUCAAUGGAAAGCACUCGAUGAGCUCAACUCUGGUGUUUGUGAUGGACUUACUUAUCAAGAUAUCAAAGAGCGAUAUCCAGAUGAUUUCGAGGCCCGUGACGAGGAUAAAUACAACUACAGAUAUCGUGGAGGAGAGUCUUACCGCGAUGUUGUUAUUCGUCUCGAACCCAUUAUCAUGGAAUUGGAGCGAUCAGAGGAUAUUUUGAUUGUUACUCACCAGGCUGUUCUUCGUUGCAUCUACGCCUAUUUUAUGAAGAAGCCCCAAGAUGAAUCACCCUGGAUGGCUGUACCUCUUCACACCCUCAUUAAGCUCACCCCGCGUGCGUAUGGUACAGAAGAAGUACGUUACGAUGCACAGAUCCCUGCUGUCAGUACUUGGCGUGGUAAGGGUAGUGUUGCAAAGCAUGAAGACCCUAUUCCUGCUUCGGAUAUUGCAACUAAAGUUGGUAUGUAUUUUUACGCCUAUUUCAAGAAUUUCGCUCAUACCUUUAAUAGUGGCAGACAUUAA
Messenger RNA from Botrytis fragariae, 1410 nucleotides. RefSeq names its product putative fructose bisphosphatase protein. Bases 1 to 1410 code for a protein of 469 amino acids. The record is from RefSeq and is a predicted model, not a curated record. Lineage: Eukaryota; Fungi; Ascomycota; Leotiomycetes; Helotiales; Sclerotiniaceae. Gene Ontology annotation, cellular component: cytosol. Gene Ontology annotation, biological process: fructose 2,6-bisphosphate metabolic process; fructose metabolic process. The transcript has 5 exons. Gene Ontology annotation, molecular function: 6-phosphofructo-2-kinase activity; fructose-2,6-bisphosphate 2-phosphatase activity; ATP binding.